AUCUGUGUAAACGUUGUAUGUACAGACCAUUUGUCUGGGUUAGAAAAACGUCGCGUGUGCUCGGCGAUUUUGGCGGCCGCAAGAGAUUUUUGCAACAAUCUCGCACGAGACGCGAUGUUGGUCCCGACAAUUAGAAGGGGCGUGCUGUGCGGUCUACGACGAGCUGCCGCGUGUGUCACUUAUAGGAGCAAAAUGCGGACGAGGAUCGCACGGCAGGGCAGCGAGCCGAAUUUCCUGCCCGUCUCGUCCCUGAGUGCCACGGCCAGCAGAAUUUACAGCACCAAGUCGGACUCCGAGCCGGAGGUCUCCUUGCCUAUGCUCGUGGACGGCGCUAAUAUAUAUACACCCAAUUUUUUGUUCCCGCUACGCUUUUUCUUCAAGUUCUUUUGGACUAUUCCGCAGAUAGACAGAGAGUUUGAUUUACACGAGGUUCACACCGGAGUCAAACACGCAGUAACGGUAAUAUCCAAGGCUUUGGCGAAUCAAGACUACGAUUCCUUAGAAGGUCUGGUUGAAGAAGACGUGAUACAAGUUUUGAGGGCAAAGAUCGAGACCCUCAGCCCUGAGCAAAGAUCGCUCAUUGCGAUAAACAAGGAAGAUAUUGUACAGUUUCUCUUCUGCGAUGUCAUAGUGGUUGCAGAUAAGGAGCAUUCCAUUGAAAUUAAAACACUGUGCACCUACUUCCCAGCUGGGAGAUACAAGGACUUGACUAAACUGUCAAUUAAUACCAUGUUGUCUGCCAACUUGUUCUGUAAUUAUACAUUUAUUCGUAAAUAUGUAAAUAAUGUCGGCAGCCCAUGGAUUGUGACUUUUGUAAAUCACUGCACUCUGAAUACGAUAUUUAAAUAGUUUGAAAUGAAAUUCACGUAUACCUAUUUGAUCAUUUGUCGUCGCUAUAGAAAAUAAAAUACCAGCUAUCUAUAUUUUGAUUAAAAAGAUAUUAAGGCAGUAGGUUAUUUACAGUAAACUAUGUUUCAUAAAUGUAUAUAUAAAUCAUAUUGUAUUCAAUUAAAAUAUAUUAAUUACAUUUG
Messenger RNA from Vollenhovia emeryi, 1031 nucleotides. RefSeq lists its product as uncharacterized. The transcript is spliced from 4 exons. Gene Ontology annotation, cellular component: mitochondrial inner membrane. Bases 115 to 849 code for a protein of 244 amino acids. NCBI's taxonomy places the organism in Eukaryota, Metazoa, Arthropoda, Insecta, Hymenoptera, Formicidae. Gene Ontology annotation, biological process: inner mitochondrial membrane organization; protein insertion into mitochondrial inner membrane from matrix. The record is from RefSeq and is a predicted model, not a curated record. Gene Ontology annotation, molecular function: ribosome binding.